AUGAUACUUCUCUUCUUGCACAAAAGCCCUGUUGGCAUCCUCUUGUUGUUUGUUUAUGUGGAUGAUAUUAUUAUCUCUGGAUCUUAUUACACUCAUAUUCAAAAACUUCAACAGCAUCUUCACUCAAUUUUUCAUAUGAAGGAUUUUGGUCAUCUCGCUUAUUUUCUUAGCUUAGAAGUUCAUACAACAAAGCAUGGUAUCUUCUUAAAUCAACAUAAGUAUACUCAGGACUUGAUUAAGUUAGCUGAUUUAUCUGAUGCUCCUCAACUGAUAUUCCAUUGGAACUUAAUGUUAAUUCAUACUGUUAGCAGAUUUAUAGACACCCCUCGUCAUCAUCACUUGGUCGUUGUUCAUCGCAUUGUUCGUUAUCUUAUUGGGACUCCUCAUCGUGGUUUGUUCUUUCCUCAUGGGAUACCUCUUGAGCUCACCGCUUACUGUGAUACUGAUUGGGCUGGUUGUCCUGAUCAUCGUCGAUCUACUACUGGGUGGUGUAUCUUUCUGGGCAAUGCUCUCAUCUCUUGGAAAUGUAAGAAGCAGGACUGUGUCUCUAAGUCCUCCACUGAAAUUGUUAUUGCGCUGUGUCCACUGCAUGUUCUGAGAUUGUAUGGUUGCGUGGUAUUCUUCAAACAUAUUAACGUUGAUUGUCAUUACAUUCGGGAUGUCUAUGAGUCUAAACUCAUUGAUCUUCCUCAUGUUUCCACUACUCAGCAGAUUGCAGGCUUUUUCACCAAAUCUCUUACUCACCUCCGUCAUAAUUUUCUUGUGAGCAAAUUGAUGCUAGUGGACUUACCAUCAUCAAUUUAA
Messenger RNA from Olea europaea var. sylvestris, 804 nucleotides. RefSeq lists its product as uncharacterized. Lineage: Eukaryota; Viridiplantae; Streptophyta; Magnoliopsida; Lamiales; Oleaceae. The transcript has 3 exons. Bases 1 to 804 code for a protein of 267 amino acids. The record is from RefSeq and is a predicted model, not a curated record.